AUGUCUGAGAAUGAAGGUCCGCUAGAUUUGAUUCCCACGGUUAACUACCCACCUUUGCUUACGAAUGCGAAUUAUCUCUCCACGAAGCAGAUGAUCGAUCAAGUUGUCAGCGAAGAUCAGGAAUACGUAUCCUGGAAGCUAAAGAGUAUGAGAACCGGUGGCACUAUGAAUUCCUACAUGCAGGAUUUUCUGAGAAAGACGAAAGAGAAUAAUAACCUUCCGAUGGAUAGCUCAGCGGAAGACCACAGCCCAAGUGAGGAUGAGAUCAACCAUGUACCACGAAAUAUAUGCUUUCCAAGGGAUUUCUACGAAGAGGCCUUGCAAAAAGUUCCACGUCCUCGUGAAAUAAGUCAAGAUGAGCAAUUCAAGCUCUUGGUUACAAAUUUGGAUGAGCAGCAGACUAAUAGAUUUGAAGUCUUCCAUCGGACUUCUUUGAAUAAGACCCAAGUGAAGAAGAUUGCGGGAAUGGUGAUAAAUCAAAGUGUUACGGAGAACAUUCGUGUCUUUCUGCAAGCUAUUGGUAAACUGUAUGCAGGAGAAAUUAUAGAAUUGGCUCUGGAUGUAAGACAAAAAUGGUUGGAUGGGAGGAUGAUGAUUGAGUUCGAUCGUCGUAAAUCGGUGGCCAAAAGACUAAAGAAAUACCUCAAGAAGCUGACAAAAUUCGUAGAAGGUAGUAAUGACGAUCACGAGGAUAGUGUAGACGAAACAGAGAGCGAUUUGUAUUUCGAUGAUGAAGAGGAUCAAAUGGUACUAGUGGAGCAAGGUAACAAGCUACUGAAGAGCGAGAAAAAUUCGCCUGAAAUCCGAUUGGGUUUGAUCAACCAGUAUAAUAAACUUGUUAAAGAGUUUAACACAAUAGAUGUGAGCGUAGAAAAAUAUGCUAAUAGUCCGAUUCUACCAGAGCACAUAAGGGAAGCAUGGCGAUUGUACCAAUUACAAUCGGAUACACUUCCGGCAGCUCAGUGGCGUACCCAAGGGGAAGGAAAUGGGUGGAUGUUUAGGUAG
Messenger RNA from Torulaspora delbrueckii, 1005 nucleotides. It is a transcript of the gene TAF11, whose product is annotated as TATA-binding protein-associated factor TAF11. The transcript has a single exon. The coding region runs from base 1 to 1005 and encodes 334 amino acids. Lineage: Eukaryota; Fungi; Ascomycota; Saccharomycetes; Saccharomycetales; Saccharomycetaceae. Gene Ontology annotation, molecular function: transcription coactivator activity; protein heterodimerization activity. Gene Ontology annotation, cellular component: transcription factor TFIID complex; nucleus. The record is from RefSeq and is a predicted model, not a curated record. Gene Ontology annotation, biological process: transcription initiation at RNA polymerase II promoter; RNA polymerase II preinitiation complex assembly.